AUGGUGACAAUUGCUCUCCCAUCUUCCUGUAUGCUCAAGAGCAGCUCCAAGGGCUGGCUUUCUUCUGUGUUGAUUAGGAGUCCAUCCUCGCUUAGCUCCUUGAGGUGUAUCACAAAAACAUCAAGCUUAAGGAUGGCCAACCGCUUCAGGGCAUCGGCUAUGGCCGUUUACAAGGUGAAGCUCAUUGGACCAGAGGGGCAGGAGCAUGAAUUUGAUGCUCCAGACGAUGCCUACAUUCUGGACUCAGCUGAGACGGCAGGAGUGGAGCUGCCGUACUCAUGCCGUGCCGGUGCGUGUUCCAGCUGUGCAGGCCAGAUGGUGUCUGGUGCUGUUGAUCAGUCAGAUGGAUCCUUCCUUGAUGAUUCACAGAUUUCAAAGGGUUACAUGCUGACUUGUGUUGCCUAUCCCAUGUCAGAUUGUGUCAUUCAGACACACAAGGAAAGUGAUCUGUACUGA
Messenger RNA from Musa acuminata AAA Group (dessert banana), 456 nucleotides. Its product is annotated as ferredoxin, root R-B2-like. The coding region runs from base 1 to 456 and encodes 151 amino acids. Gene Ontology annotation, biological process: electron transport chain. NCBI's taxonomy places the organism in Eukaryota, Viridiplantae, Streptophyta, Magnoliopsida, Zingiberales, Musaceae. Gene Ontology annotation, molecular function: 2 iron, 2 sulfur cluster binding; electron transfer activity. The transcript has a single exon. The record is from RefSeq and is a predicted model, not a curated record.